CAUAACAAAGAAUCAGUCAGUCACAAAUACUGUUUGUGGACAGACGUUUGCGGUACUCCCUACUAAGAUAUAACAUAUUUUUAUUAUAACUACAGUAAACGACUUUUCGCAUUGAUAAAACUUUUGAAACGCGUGCAAAUAUUUGAUUGUUUUUAAUUAAAAUUUCUGGAAGAAUAAUUUUGAUUUCGAACAUGUUCUCUACAAGGAAGAGUGCAGAAAAAAUUCUGCAAUUUUACAAGAAUGAGUUGCGUCGGCAAAUCAGCAAGACAACUAGCGUCACUAACUCCGAUUCCAUGGCGCCCCGGCUGGACCAGCAAAACAUCAAGACACAAAAUGAAGAAACGGGACCGAAGAGGUUGCUGAAGUUGCAGAAAUAUCACAGAUUCCUGUCGACCCUCACUCCUCAGCAAAUGCCACUAGCUGCCCGUGGACUGGCCGUCUCCAAAGACCAGUCCCGGGAGUUCAUGGCUUGCUUCCCGGACAUCGUGAGGGACCUCACUGAAACUGGCAAGCAUAUUGACGUGCCGGAAGCCAGCAAGUGGUUGGCCAAGCUGUUGCAGUACAACGUCCCGAAUGGAAAAAAAAAUCGCGGUCUCGCGACUGUACUCGCUUACAAAAUGCUGGAAACACAAGAAAACUUGACACCAGAAAAUAUUCACUUGGCCAAUAUAAUGGGAUGGUGCACUGAAAUGUUUCAUACAUACCAACUUAUACUUAACGAUAUAAUGGAUGGUACGGAAAUGCGUCGCGGCGUUCCUUGCUGGUACCGUCAACCCAACGUCGGCCUUGGUGGUGUCAAUGAUGCGAGUAUGAUGCACUCCGCGAUGUAUUCAACCCUUAAACGUUACUUUUCGAACAAGCCCUACUACAAGAAUGUUAUGGAAAUGUUCAAUGAGAUGCUCUUGAAAUGCGCAAUCGGACAACACUUGACCAGACUAAUGUCAAAAACGAACAAACCAGACCUGGAACAGUUCACAAUGGAAAAGUAUGAAGCAAUCACGAAGUACAGGACGUCUUACUAUACAUUCCAAAUGCCCGUCGGUCUCGCUCUCCUCAUGGCCGGAGUGGACGACCCCGAGACACAUAGGCAAGCGAAGACCAUCUUAUUGGAAAUGGGAGAAUUUUUCCAAAUUCAAGAUGACUUCCUCGACUGCUUUGGAGAUCCAGCAGUGAUGGGCAAAAACGGAACUGACAUUCAAGACGGAAAGUGUACUUGGUUGGCAGUUGUCGCGCUCCAGAGGGCGUCAGCAGCGCAACGUCAGCUCAUGGAAGACCACUACGGCAGCUCCAAGCCUGAAGACGUUCAAAAAAUCAAAGACCUAUACGAAGAGCUUCAGUUACCUCACACAUACUCGGUCUACGAAGAGGCCACUUAUGAUCUCCUCAGAACACAAAUACAGCAAGUCACAAGAGGACUUCCGCACGAUUUAUUUUUCAAAAUUCUCGAUAAUAUCUUUAGGCGAAGCAUUUAAAUAAUAUUAUAAAGUGAUUAUUACUAACAUAGGAUUAUAUUUGGACUUAGAAUUAUAUUUUGACGUAGUUUAUUAUUGGGAUAAGCUCUUUGAAAAAAUAUUGCCAAUAUUAAUAUCGUUCAUCGAUUUAAAUGUAAAUUAGUGCAUGUAUAUUUAAUGCCCAUAUAUUUCUACUUAAAACAACAGCGUCCUUCUAUGCAUCAGUAUUAUAAGGUCUGAGAAAUUUUAUAUUCUUUGUUUGCCCUAAAUUUAAUUUAAUGGCUUAUAAAUUAAAUAAUUACCAAUGAAAUUGGCUGUAUUCAAUUGAGAUAAUGGCAGCAUAUUAUUAAACAAUUAGGGUUUACAUGAAAUACAAACUCUAAAAUUAUAUAAAACAGGGUUAGGCGUAUUUUUAAGAUAUAGUGGUAUAGCUACAAAUAUUGCUGUAAUGUAUAAGUGAUAUCUGAUUAGGAACAAGAAAAAGAAGUGUAUUUAA
Molecule: messenger RNA, 1947 nt
Organism: Nymphalis io (European peacock)
Lineage: Eukaryota; Metazoa; Arthropoda; Insecta; Lepidoptera; Nymphalidae
Gene: Fps
Product: farnesyl pyrophosphate synthase-like
Exons: 6
Coding region: 192-1472 (426 amino acids)
Biological process (GO): trans, trans-farnesyl diphosphate biosynthetic process
Cellular component (GO): cytoplasm
Molecular function (GO): (2E,6E)-farnesyl diphosphate synthase activity; dimethylallyltranstransferase activity
Source: RefSeq, a predicted model, not a curated record